AUGAACCUCGAACUUCUCGAGUCGUUCGGGCAGAAUUUCCCUGAAGAUUUUGAUGGAACAUUGGACUGUGUCAGCAUUGCAAUAACUUGUGCCUUUAACAGACAAGGGACGUUACUUGCUGUUGGUUGUAAUGAUGGCAGAAUCGUUGUCUGGGAUUUUCUGACAAGAGGCAUAGCAAAAUUUAUAAAUGCUCAUGUACAUCCUGUGUGUUCAUUAAGCUGGAAUCGAAAUGGCCAUAAACUGUUGAGUGCUGCAACAGACAAUACCAUAGCCAUCUGGGAUGUUGUGUCGGGAGAGAAUGACAAAGUCUAUCGUUUCCCAUCACCAGUGUUGAAAGUCCAGUGGCAUCCAAGAAACAGUAACCAGUUUUUAGUGUGUCCACUCAAGCAUGCAGCAGUUUUGAUGACACUGAAAGGAGAUCACAAAAUAGUCCCACUGGAUGAUGAGUCAGAUCUGAAUAUCAUUGCAUCCUUUGACAGAAGGGGGCGCUACAUCUACACAGGAAAUGCUAAAGGAAGGAUCCUAGCAUUCACUGCAAACAAUUUAGAACUGGCAGCAUCGUUCAGGGUGACAACUGGGGGUCUGAACACAACAGCGAUAAAAUCCAUAGAAUUUGCCAGACGAGGAGAGUGUUUUCUGGUAAAUUCUGCUGACAGAAUCAUCCGAGUCUAUGAAAGUCGGGAAGUACUGACCUGUGGAAAAGACGGAGAGCCAGAACCCAUGCAGAAACUCCAAGAUUUAGUCAAUAAGACAUUGUGGAAAAAGUGUUGUUUCUCUGGUGAUGGCGAAUACAUAGUGGCAGGAUCAGCCAGACAGCACUCACUUUAUAUUUGGGAAAAAGCAGUUGGCAACCUGGUGAAGAUUCUCCAUGGAACAAAGGGAGAACUUUUACUAGAUGUUGUGGUAGGUGUAGAAAGUGGCAUCCCAGUCAGACCAAUCAUUGCAUCCAUAUCAAGCGGGCUGGUUUCAAUAUGGGCACAGAACCAAGUGGAGAAUUGGAGUGCUUUUGCCCCUGACUUUAAAGAAUUGGAUGAAAAUGUAGAAUAUGAAGAGAGAGAAUCUGAGUUUGAUCUGGAAGAUGAAGACAAAGAGAAAGAGGAGAGCAAAGUGCCGGUUGAAGAAGAUGGGGAAGUGGAUGUCUGGACUGUGGAGCCCAUCCAGGCGUUCGUCAGCAGCGAUGAAGAAGAAGAGGAUGAAAGUGCACUGUUGUUUCUGCCUGUGUCUCCUGAGGUGGAGGAACCUGAGGAUGGAUGGUCAGGAAAUGCAGAAUCAGGCCUACAGAGACAGUUUACACAUGCAGAGGAUCAGCCGAAUGCGAUCUCAGACAAGAAACGGGCUCAGUCCAGUGAUUCGGCAACAGCAGGAGGAGAGAAAAGGACGAGACAGUCCCAUGAAUCCCCAGUCAGCUCAGAUAGGAAGCGAGGACAGACAGACAACAGUAACCCAUCCUCUGGCAAGAAGAAAAAGACAAAGACAGUUGAUGUAGACCUCCCAGAUGCUCCGAAAGAUGAAAUACACCCACUUCUCAAUGUGAAGAAGACCCAGGAAAAGUCCCACUCCAAGAAGGCCAGACCUCAGAAAUCAAAGUCAUCGAAACCAGAGAAGUCCAGACACAAAGAUCGCAGCUCAAGGACAGAUGAUAUGAACAACGAAAAUAGCAAUGCUGGAAGCUGA
This is a messenger RNA of Candidula unifasciata, 1674 nucleotides long. The record is from the annotation of a GenBank genome assembly. Lineage: Eukaryota; Metazoa; Mollusca; Gastropoda; Stylommatophora; Geomitridae.